CGUAAUAUUUGUCCAAAUCCUCAGAGUCGCACAUAACGUUAUUUAUCAUCAUUUGCUAUACUUAUUCUCUAUUUCAUAAAAUUAAAACAACUUUUUUUAUAUAUAUAGAAAUUCAUCGUUCACGCUCGCUUGAAAUUUGACGAAUCUCUCGGUGUUUCGGGCCCAGUUCUGCGCCUCCAAUGAGACGAAGCGCUUUUCGCAACGCACCUCUCAUCUUGGGUCUGCAAGAAGUCCCGGUUGAUCGACUUGGAGAGGGGCCUUAGUUGUGAAAACGGGAGAGGGGAAUGGUCGAUCGCGUUGGGCAGUGUUGGGGCCCCAUAAGUGUGUCGGGGGACCUGUCAUAUGUCGGAUUUUCCAUUCCACGUCCGCGAAACGCGAUCGCGCAAGUUCCUCGAGCGACCGCACGAGCGAUUCAACGAAUUCCAGAGCAAGUGCGGCUGUCGAGCGGACCCCGUUCUGCGCGGUCCGUCGAUCCCCCGCGCGCGAGCAAAACGCGCUCGGGCCCCGCAGCUGCUUCGAGAGUUGGAAUGCGGGAUCAACAUGGAGGAGGUGGCGGAUAGAUCGAUAUUGCUCGGUGAUGUCACGCACGGUCGCUGACUCUCCCGUCCGGCAUCCCGUUAACGGAGCAUGGAAUGGAAGGAUCAUGCCCACUCCUCUUUCCCAGCUUCGGGGAGCAGAGCGGCUCUGAGCGGGGAGGAGGCUACUCGUCGCAGAAGGUCGGCGUUUAUCGACCAGGUGCGGACACCAUUGACUUGGGCUACCAUACCCUCGACAACAAUGCCUGCCGUACCACGUCGUCAUCGUCGUCAUCAACCCCAUGCGUGUCCAACACGCCGACUCGCCAACAGCAGCAGCAGCAGCAGCAGCAGCAGCAGCAGCAGCAGCAGCAACAGCAGCAGCAGCAACAGCAGCAGCAGCAGCAGCAGCAGCAGCAGCAGCAGCAGCAGCAGCAGCAACCCAAGCUACCACAACCCAAGCAUCAUCUGGCCCACGUCGCGGUCAAUGAUCUCUGCCAGCUCGACGACAGUUUGCUGCUGAAGAUCUUCAGCUGGCUCGAUACCCGCGACCGUUGCUCCUUGGCGCAGACUUGCCGACGUCUCUGGGAGAUUGCGUGGCAUCCAGCGCUCUGGCGAGAGGUCGAGGUGCGUUAUCCACAGAAUGCCACUGCGGCGUUGAACGCGUUGACACGUCGCGGCUGUCAUACCUGCGUCCGUCGUCUGGUCCUCGAAGGUGCUACCGGGUUGCCCGGUAUCUUCGCCCAACUGCCGUACCUCAAUCUGACCUCGCUGGUGCUACGACACUCGCGUCGAGUCACCGACGCUAACGUCACCACUGUCCUGGAUAGCUGUACCCAUCUCAGAGAACUGGACUUGACCGGCUGUCCUAAUAUUACUCGUACUUGUGGUCGUACCACUAUUUUACAGUUACAGACGCUCGAUCUCAGCGAUUGCCAUGGCGUCGAGGAUUCUGGCCUGGUGCUGAGUUUAUCGCGCAUGCCGCACCUGGGAUGUCUUUACCUACGUAGAUGCGGUCGCAUCACCGACACCAGCCUGAUCGCCAUCGCUUCCUAUUGCGGCAGCCUACGUCAGUUAUCGGUGUCGGAUUGUUUAAAAGUUACGGACUUCGGGGUACGCGAGUUGGCGGCGCGUCUCGGCCCGUCACUCCGCUACUUCUCCGUGGGCAAAUGUGACCGAGUGUCCGACGCCGGUCUGCUGGUCGUCGCCCGUCACUGUUACAAGCUGCGCUACCUGAACGCCCGCGGUUGCGAGGCACUCAGCGACAGUGCGACCAUCGCCCUGGCGCGUGGCUGUCCACGUAUGCGCGCCUUGGACAUAGGCAAGUGCGACAUCGGCGACGCGACCCUUGAGGCCCUCUCUACUGGUUGCCCCAACCUGAAGAAGCUAUCUCUGUGCGGAUGCGAGAGAAUUACCGAUGCCGGUCUAGAAGCGUUAGCCUAUUAUGUACGUGGCCUGCGACAGCUCAACAUCGGCGAGUGUUCCAGAGUUACAUGGGUCGGCUAUCGUGCGGUCAAACGCUAUUGCCGACGUUGCGUUAUAGAGCAUACUAAUCCUGGAUUCUCCAGCUGAUCAACAAUCGUCGCUCAUAUCGGGCGACAUAAGGAAAUAUUCUCGGAAAAUAAGAGUACUCCGAGAAGAGAGAGAGAGAAUGUCCUGAUGAAUUCUUUGAAAGAGGGACUUUGAGGUAUAUCCUGAGAAUAUUAAAAAUAAGAAUACAUAUUAAUAUACGUAUAUUGAGAAUAAGAAUAUAUUCUCUAGUAUAAUUAAAAAAAAAGUUUUACUAAACAAUAUUCUCAGGAUAUUCGAUUAUUUCGUAUCACUAAUCUCAAGUGCCAGAGUGUAAUAUAGCGGAAGUUUAUAGAGAAUUGUAAACCUAAUUUUUUAUCAGAAUUUGUGCGACGAUAAAUGUUAUUCUUUUUUAUACGACGAAGAAAAAAAAACGACGUAGGAUGAAUUGUCAAUUUCUGGGAUCAAUAACUCUCUAUUUAUUAAAAAGCAUCUUUUUAUCGCUCGCAUAUUUGUAAAAAGGUUGUUUCAUGAUUGGUUGUAAAAAUAUAUACAUAUAUUCUGCUUAAAAAGUUAUGCGUGCUAUUUAUUGUUUUCAUAAUUUAAUAUACUGCAUAAUGAUGAUGAAUCAUUUGUAUUCUGUAACGUUUUGUAAUUUAUUGUAAUAAUGAUACAACAUUAAAUACUCUCAUUUCUUAACACCAUUGAAAUUCAUUCUAUACAGCGCAGAAUGUUACAGAAUAUUACAGUAAUAUUUAAAAUAAUUGCAAUAUUUUUGCUGAAAUGUUACUGGAAUAUUCUGUAAUAUUCUGUGCUGCAUGGGAUAUGUGUGGAUUAGUUACACAGCAUAUGCAAUGUAUAUGAAAUUGCAUAGAAAUGUGCAAUAAAUCAGUCCUUAUUAAAUUAAUUUUUAGAAGUACAAAAUUUCGUGUGAUAAAUUUUUAUAUUUAUAUCAUUGAAAAAUUGUUGUAUGUUACAAAAGUCAAAUGUGUUUAAUAACAAACGUUAUUUUAAAAUUUUAUAUGUCGUUUGGGGAUUAAAUAUUUAUACAAGAUUUGUA
Solenopsis invicta (red fire ant) is the source of this 3084-nucleotide messenger RNA. It is a transcript of the gene Fbxl7, whose product is annotated as F-box/LRR-repeat protein 7. The transcript has 2 exons. The coding region runs from base 633 to 2087 and encodes 484 amino acids. Gene Ontology annotation, molecular function: protein binding. Lineage: Eukaryota; Metazoa; Arthropoda; Insecta; Hymenoptera; Formicidae. The record is from RefSeq and is a predicted model, not a curated record. Gene Ontology annotation, cellular component: SCF ubiquitin ligase complex. Gene Ontology annotation, biological process: SCF-dependent proteasomal ubiquitin-dependent protein catabolic process.